This is a messenger RNA of Drosophila suzukii, 2900 nucleotides long. RefSeq names its product aminopeptidase N. Gene Ontology annotation, cellular component: cytoplasm. The record is from RefSeq and is a predicted model, not a curated record. Gene Ontology annotation, biological process: peptide catabolic process; proteolysis. Lineage: Eukaryota; Metazoa; Arthropoda; Insecta; Diptera; Drosophilidae. Gene Ontology annotation, molecular function: metalloaminopeptidase activity; zinc ion binding; peptide binding.
GUUAUUGUUACUAUAUGAUCAACCCGAUCUUCAUAAAGGCAUCAUUCGGACUUUAGAUUCCGUCGUGUUCAGAGAAAGGAAAAUGAAGUGGUGCCACUUAUUUCUAACUGGCUUAUGGUUAGCGACGGCCAAUUCCAGCUAUAAUUAUUAUCGACUGCCGUCAGUCCUUAGACCUCUAAAGUAUGACUUGCGCAUCUUAACGCAGCUGGAAAAUCCGGAGGAUUUUCGCUUUGGCGGAACUACGAAAAUUCAGAUUGAAGCUCUGGAGAACACCAACAACAUUAUUUUGCAUUCGAAGGAUCUGACCAUUGAUGAGUCCCAGAUCACUCUUCGUCAAAUUAGCGGAGAAGAGAAAAAGGAUAACUGCGUAACCUCCACGGAGGUUAAUCCAACCCACGACUUUUAUAUUCUCAACACCUGCCAAGAACUUUUAGCUGGCCAUGUGUAUGAGUUGAAUUUGCCCUUUUCGGCCAAACUAAAUGACCAAUUAGAGGGAUAUUACAGAAGUUCCUACUUUGAUUCUGCGGCCAACGAGACGAGAUGGAUCUCCAUUACACAUUUUGAACCAGCUUCGGCUCGAUUGGCUUUCCCUUGCUUCGAUGAACCUGGCUAUAAGGCACCCUUUGUGAUAACCUUGGGCUAUCACAAGAAGUUUACGGGUCUCAGCAACAUGCCCGUGAAGGAAACAAAGCCACAUGAGUCUAUUCCCAAUUACAUAUGGACGGAAUUCAAGGAGUCUUUGCCGAUCUCCACCUACUUGGUAGCAUAUUCCGUGAACGAUUUCUCCCACAAACCUUCCACCCUACCAAACGGCGCUCUUUUCCGUACUUGGGCAAGGCCGAAUGCCAUCGAUCAGUGUGAUUAUGCCGCAGAGUUUGGACCGAAAGUUCUCAAAUACUAUGAGGAAUUGUUCGGCACUAAGUUCCCGCUCCCAAAGGUCGAUCAGUUCGCCGUGCCCGACUUUAAUAUUGGUGCAAUGGAAAACUGGGGCUUGGUUACUUACAGAGAAACUGCACUUCUGUACUCCAGCGAAUUUUCAUCACUAAAGGAUAAACAGGAACUUUCCAAUACAGUAGCUCAUGAGUUGGCCCACCAGUGGUUCGGAAAUCUGGUGACCAUGAAGUGGUGGACAGAUCUCUGGCUUAAAGAAGGUGUGGCCACCUAUGUGGCUUCUUUGUGCGUGGAAUACAUCCAUCCGGAGUGGCGUUCAAUGGAACUAGAAUCGUUGUCCAACUUGCUAGCCAUAUUUCGAAAAGACUCCUUGGAGAGCAGCCAUCCCAUUUCAAGACCCAUUGAAAUGGUUUCCCAGAUUUCUGAGAGCUUCGAUGAGAUCUCGUACGAGAAAGGAUCAUCAGUUCUGCGAAUGAUGCACCUAUUUCUGGGGGAGGAGUCAUUCCGGACCGGUCUAAAAUCGUAUCUAGAAAGGUAUGCUUAUAGGAACGCGGAGCAGGAUAAUCUAUGGGAGUCACUUACUCAAGCAGCUCACAAAACUGGUUCUUUGCCCAAGGACUUUGACAUUAAAACCAUCAUGGACUCAUGGACUCUUCAAACCGGAUAUCCCUUGGUUAAUGUAACCCGAGACUACGCGGCAAAUACUGCAAAACUCAGUCAGGAACGCUACCUUCUAAAUACCGACAAAUCUAGAGCCGGAAAUGGAUGUUGGUGGGUGCCACUUAGCUAUACCACUCAAGAGAAGAAGGAUUUUAACAAUACGGCUCCCAAAGCUUGGAUGGAGUGCAGCAAGACUGGAGAGAGUCAAACCAAGACAAUCCCAGACCUACCAGGGCCCGAUCAAUGGGUGAUCUUCAACAAUCUUUUAUCAUCGCCUUAUAAGGUCAACUAUGAUGCCCAAAACUGGAAGCUACUUAUAGAGACCUUAAACAGCGAACAGUUCCAAAGCAUUCCCGUGAUUAACAGGGCCCAGCUUAUAGACGAUGUCCUGUACUUUGGCUGGACAGGGGAGCAGGACUACGAGAUCGCCUUGCAAUUGAUAAAUUAUUUGCAUCGAGAGCGAGAGCUUCUCCCUUGGAAAUCGGCUUUCGAGAAUCUAAAGUUACUGAAUCGCAUUGUCCGACAGACACCAAACUUUCAGUUUUUCAGGAGUUAUGUGAAACAGCUAAUCACACCUAUAUACAAACACGUGAAGGGCAUUAACGACACAUUUAGUUCAAUUCAACAGCAAGAUCAGAUCCUCCUGAAGUCGAUGGUGGUCGAUUGGGCGUGUCAGUACCAGGUAGCAGAUUGUGUGCCCCAGGCCUUGGCCUACUACCACAACUGGAGAUCGGAGGUAAAUCCCGAUGGGAAUAACCCAGUUCCGAUUAAUGUGCGAAACACUGUUUACUGCACUUUGAUAAGGCUUGGAUCCGAUGAGGAUUGGGAGUUCCUGUGGACGCGUUACAAAAAUUCGAAUGUGGCAGCCGAAAAGCGGACCAUUUUGACGGCUUUGGGUUGUUCGAGGGAGGUGUGGCUGCUGCAGAAGUAUUUGGAGCUGAUCUUUGACCCCAAGGAGGAAAUUCGCAAACAGGACUCCAAGUGGGCCUUCCAGGCGGUGGCCAAAACCGACAUUGGCUUCCUGCUGGCCAAAAAGUACUUUAUGGACAAUGUGGAGUUUAUAAACAAUUUCUACCAUCAACUUACCAGAAGUUUGACUCGUCUCCUAGAACCCCUUGAAAAGCAGGUCUUUAAUCGAAAAGACUACAAUGAGUUCAAAGAAUUUGUAAUCAACUCGAAAAGGUCUUUUAAGGGUUCGGAGGAGGCGAUUCAACGAACACUGGAGGUAAUGCUGACCAAUGUGCAAUGGAAGGAGCGAAAUUAUGACCAAUUCACCCGAGCCAUUAAACAACUUCUGUAAACUAGAGAUGAAUUUAUAAUGAUAUCAUUCAAUUUCUUACGGCUAACAA